GCCGGCCUCUCUUCGAGCGGAAUUUAGUAAAGAAAGUUUAAGCAAAGGAUUAAAACACAAGAUAUACGGCAUCAGUAUCCACAGCACUUCACGUGGAACAAGUGACAGAGCGUAAUUUGCAGCCAUCCGCCAUGGCAACAAAUAAUGGUUACCAAAUUGACCUCCAACCACAGAAAAAUGCAAUUCAUCCUGCCCCUCCUUAUAGCCAGGGACAAGCCAUAGCAGGCCAAGGUCAAGUGCCAGUGAUGCCAGUUCCACAAAGACCCGCUGGCUGCCCACCAGGACUGGAGUAUCUGACCCAGAUUGAUCAACUUCUUGUACAGCAGAAAGUUGAGCUGGCUGAAGUUAUAUUGGGCUGGGAGACCAAUAAUAAGUACAUAGUGAAGAACAGUAUGGGGCAACAGGUGUACUUUGUGGCUGAGGAAAACGACUGCUGUAAUAGACAGUUCUGUGGACCACUGCGCUCAUUCGUCCUCCAUGUUCAGGAUAACAUGGGACAGGAAGUGAUGACACUCACUCGUCCUUUGAAGUGUGGAAGCUGCUGUUUCCCCUGUUGCCUGCAAGAGCUUGAAAUCCAAUCUCCACCGGGCAACCCGAUUGGAUAUGUGAUCCAGAAUUGGCAUCCUUUCAUUCCCAAGUAUACCAUACAGAAUGAGAAAAAAGAAGCAGUUUUGAAGAUCGUGGGGCCGUGCUGUUCAUGCAAAUGUUGCGCUGAUGUGACCUUUGAUGUUUUGUCCAUGGAUGAAUCCACAAAGGUGGGCAGAAUCGCGAAGCAAUGGACAGGUCUGGUGAGAGAAGCUUUCACUGAUGCAGACAAUUUUGGAAUCUCCUUUCCUAUGGAUCUGGAUGUGAAGAUCAAAGCUGCUCUUUUUGGAGCAUGUUUUCUCAUAGACUUCAUGUUCUUUGAACAGAAUAAAUAAAUUUUCUGGAUGUCAUGUUGAAUUUUAAACUCUUUACUCUGGACGUGGUAACCGUGGAUUCAAAUGUAGAUCACUAAGCUAAAAAUUAUAUUAUUCAUAGUACUAUUUACAUUAUUUAUGUUAUACCGUAUAUACUGUUGAUGAGCCACCACUAGGUGACAGCAGUUCCCUUUACAAUGAUGUUGAGAUGUUGUCGGUAUCAACAAAGUGCCUGCUCUAAAAGACUUAACUACUAACUAUUAAAGAGAACACAGUAUAAACACACUAUAAACAAACUUGUAACAAACAAAACGUUGAUUGCUCAAUUUUGCUUCAUAUUUGUUUUUAUUUGCUUAUAAUAAAGAACAGAAUAAAGUGUUGUAUAUCAA
This is a messenger RNA of Labeo rohita (rohu), 1288 nucleotides long. RefSeq lists its product as uncharacterized. Lineage: Eukaryota; Metazoa; Chordata; Actinopteri; Cypriniformes; Cyprinidae. The transcript has 10 exons. Gene Ontology annotation, cellular component: plasma membrane. Gene Ontology annotation, biological process: plasma membrane phospholipid scrambling. Gene Ontology annotation, molecular function: phospholipid scramblase activity. Bases 132 to 920 code for a protein of 262 amino acids. The record is from RefSeq and is a predicted model, not a curated record.